Molecule: messenger RNA, 1951 nt
Organism: Capra hircus (goat)
Lineage: Eukaryota; Metazoa; Chordata; Mammalia; Artiodactyla; Bovidae
Gene: TPRKB
Product: TP53RK binding protein
Exons: 5
Coding region: 739-1278 (179 amino acids)
Biological process (GO): telomere maintenance via recombination; tRNA threonylcarbamoyladenosine modification
Cellular component (GO): nucleus; EKC/KEOPS complex; cytosol
Source: RefSeq, a predicted model, not a curated record
GCGACGGUGAGUACUCCUGGCGCCACAUCGCUGGCCGGGUCGGGCGGCGACUGGAGACCAGUGAUUUUCCAGAUGAUACCUGUGAUUCUCGGCGCCCUUGUUUAUCGAGCGUUUGCCAAGGUCGGGUCCUGGGAUGCAGCCCGGCAGUGAUCGGCUCAGCCUCCCUUCGAGGGCGGACGAUAACAGCAUUCUGAUGAGCCUCAGACUCACCAAAGUUAUAACAGAGGAGCUCGUAGAAUAGGAGACUAGUCCUGGGGGCGCCGGCAAAUGGGCUCUUACUGGCCAGUCGAAGGGAGGGAGGAUUAACUCAGAGUAACCGCCUGUCCGAGGGGGCGUGCUGGGUAGGGACUGGGGGUGGUGACAAGCUGGAAGGGCCAGUGCGGCUGUGGGGAAAUGAGCGCGGUCUGCAGGGCUGCGCUAGGAAGCGGAAGAGGGAGGAAGGUCUCAGAUCACAGUCUGGGACUCCGUGACAUAAAGGGACUUGAUAGCAGGGCAGGAUUUGGUGUACGUUUUGAAAAGAUCACUUUGACUCCCGGGUGGAAGUUGGAUGAUAGGAGGGAAGGAAUUGUGAGGCGACUUCUAGGAGGUCACCGCUGUUGAGGAGAGAAGGUGGCCAACGGCGGUGGCAGAGUAGGUAUGGGAGAGAAUUGGACCCUUCAAGAUGAUACUUAGAAAUUGACAAGAGUUUUGCAUAAGAUAUGGGAUUUGAGUGGAAGUAGCAUCCUGCUUAUCUAUGAAAUGCAGUUAACACAUCAGCUGGACCUAUUUCCUGAAUACAGGGUGACCCUUCUGUUAUUUAAAGAUGUAAAAAAUGCUGCGGGCUUGAGAAAAAAGGCCAUGGAAGGUGCCAUUGAUGGCUCAUUAAUAAAUCCUACAGUGAUUGUCGAUCCAUUUCAGAUAAUUGUGGCCGCAAACAAAGCAGUUCACCUCUACAAACUGGGGAAAAUGAAGACAAGAACUCUGUCUACUGAAGUUAUUUUCAAUCUUUCCCCAAAUAACAAUGUAAUUAAUAUGAUUUCAGAGGCCUUGAAAAAAUUUGGUAUCUCAGCAAAUGAUACUUCAAUUCUGAUUGCUUAUAUUGAAGAGGGUGAAAAACAAAUAAAUCAAGAACACCUAAUAUCUCAGGUAGAAGGUCACCAGGUUCCUCUGGAAAAUCUCCCUGAAAUAACAAAUAUUACAGAAGUCAAAAAGGUAUAUAAACUAUCUUCACAAGAAGAAAGUAUUGGAACAUUAUUGGAUGGUAUCAUUUGUAGAAUGUCAACAAAAGAUGUUUUGUGAAAUGACAGAAAUAUUAAAAAUUUUUCAGCUUUUAUAAAAAACAUUCAUUGUUUUUCCUAGAUCAUAAAAUCUGUUAUGUUGUGUUGUAUAAAGUUUUAAAACACAGAAUAGUAACAAAGGGACAAAAAACCACUCCUGGUCCUACCUUUUCAUAUUUUAAAAGAUAAUCACGGUUAUUGUUGUUAUUGUCUUCUGUUUCUGUCCAAAUAUAUUUUAUUUUUAUAUAAUUGGAAUAAUUGCAAACAUUUAUUGAAUGUCUACAGUAUACGAGGUUCUUAUCUAAAUGACUUUAUAUCCAUCAACUCAUACUCUUGCACUUAAUUCUGGCUACUCCAGCAUCACCCGUUCCAAGCUUCCUGGUUCCAAGUUUUUGUAUGCAAGAAUUCAUUUAAUUAUCACAGCAUCAUAUGAAGUAGAUUACUCCCGUUAAAAGGUUGUACAAAUAAUAAUGUGCGCAAGGUCGUACAGCUAAAAAUCAUGUUUUAUAAAUGGUUUGGUUUUUUUUUCGUAUUUUGUCUUAAAAUAUGGUUGUGUCAGUCAAGAUAGAGUAGGUUACGGGCCGUAUGUUAAUGUUUUGCCAAGUUUGCUUGCUCUUAGUCUUGUCUAUGCGUGGGCAAACACUGCUUUUCUGAAAUAUUUGAAAGUAAAUUGCAGACCUUGGGGCACUUCACCC